This is a messenger RNA of Blepharisma stoltei, 1290 nucleotides long. NCBI's taxonomy places the organism in Eukaryota, Ciliophora, Heterotrichea, Heterotrichida, Blepharismidae. The record is from the annotation of a GenBank genome assembly.
AUGGCAAACAUCACAUUGCAUGACUUUCUUGAUCUAAAAUUUCCUCUCAGCCAAGAAGAAAUAAGAGAAAUCAGUCAAAAAUCCCAAAAAUUGUCUCCUGUAGAAAGAAAAGAGCUUUUCAGCCAAUUAAAAGACAAAACUAAAUUUCCUUCAUGAAAUCAUGAACAGUUAGACCAGCUCACAUCUUUGCUUUCAGCUGACAGUUCCUCACAAGAAAACUCAUGCUUUUUGCCUGAUAAGGAUUAUAACCAAAACAUGAGCGCUAGAAGCACCAUCAACUCUCUAGACGAAAAUAUCAUAAAAUCAUUGAACUUGUCCCCACUCCGCCAUAAUAAAGCGCUAUCAGAAGAAAUUUCGAUGUCUCCAGGGCGCUUUACAAGCCCUAGGUUGUCAAGUUACAUAAGCAAUUAUUUAAACUCUGAAUCAGCUUUGAUUUAUGAUCCUCUAGAAUUAUCAGAAAAAUUGACAUUUUUAACGCAUUAUGUAGAGAAACAAAAAUAUAAGUUUUUUAUUUUGUGGAAACUUAAGGCAGCAAAAGGAAAACUUAUAGAAAAAAUUAAAAAAUUUGGGAAUAUUUUAAAUCGGGCCAAGCUGGGAUUGCAGCAUGCUUAUGUAAUUUGGAAAGCUAAAACAAAAGCACCGAACUUGUCUACAAUUAUUAAUGAUAUCUACAGAGCCGGAAAAAUUUUAUCAAAUUUCCCUUUGAAAAUGAUGGGAGAUAGCUUUACAAAGCUGAAAUUCUACGAUCCAAAGAAAACGAGAAAUGCUAUUAAAAAUUUCAUUUUUUUUAGCUCAAACAGGCUUAGAUUAGCUAUAAAUACAUGGAAAAGUUUUACAAAAGAAAAUAAACACCAAUCAAGAAAUAUUAAAUCAAUUGCGAUUUUAAGGCUUAUGGCUUAUUAUAAAUACUGCCAGAGACACUAUUCCAGCACCGUUAUGAAUAAAUGGAAAAAGGUUUUUGCUAAAAAGAAAUACGAAGGUCUGUUUUUAUAUAAUUCAAUAUUCAAUAUAAACAGAAAAUUAUACAAGCCCUGCUUUGAAUUGAUAAAAAACUAUAAGAAAAAACAGCCAGAAAUUAAAACUUGUGUAUUAAAUGGCAGUUUCAGCUUAGAAAAAAUAAAGAGUGAAGCUGGGCUUGAAAAUUAUAGUGUUGUCCGUGUCAGAAAAAUAUUAUCAAAAAAACGUAAACCAAGUAUAAGAAAAGGAGAUCUUUUAUUCUUCAGCCUUCUCUUUAAUAAUCUCAAAGCAAAGCAGCACCGACAAGUUUUUAAACUUUUUCAGCGUUUAUAA